Molecule: messenger RNA, 2547 nt
Organism: Porites lobata
Lineage: Eukaryota; Metazoa; Cnidaria; Anthozoa; Scleractinia; Poritidae
Source: the annotation of a GenBank genome assembly
AUGGAAGUUCUUCUCGCUUUGAUGGUGUGUUUUGCGAUACCUUCGCUUAUCCAAGGUAAAGCUUUCACUUCAAUAUUUUCUCUUUCUUCCAUUGAGAUUAUUAUUAUCUUUUUCUAAGGUAGAAAGAAACCAAGGCUAAACAAUAGAAAAUAAAAAAUUAAUAUCUUUCUGGGUGUAUUUUUCACUUCAGCUUUUCCCUUUUUUUAUAAUCAUUUUCUCUAAUUAUCUUCGCUUUUUAACAAACCAGUGCUAAAACAUAGUGAUGAAAAUCAAAAAUUAAAAUUAAUUAAGAUCUUUAAAAUUAUUUUAGAUAAAUCUCAAAGGAGUUGUUUUGUUCUUAAUGAGCUUCAACAUAAACGCAAUAAAAUGAUGCCGGAUACUUGAAUCGGAUUUUGGAUUCUAUAAGAAUGUGUGGGCGCACUUUAUUUUCUACCACCGCUUCAGACUGUCACAUGAAAAAAAUCCUGCAAGCGAUUGUGUGUAAAUACCUUUCCAUAGUUUGAUCUUUCAAUGAUUUAUCACUUGAAAAAUAUACGAUUUGUAUUCUUGUUUAACAGGGUGUGGCAGGAAACCUUUUGGAUCCCGCAUUGUAGGGGGCGAACAGGCACGUCCUAAUUCCUGGCCGUGGCAGUUAUCCCUUCGAGUAUAUGGAAGCCACAUAUGCGGCGCCUCCCUGCUGAAUCAGCACUGGGCUUUAACUGCCGCACAUUGUGUUGAUCGGAGCAGUGACCCCAAUCGGUACUCACUUGCUUUGGGUAAGUCAAUGAGUUUGAAAUAAUUUUUUUCUUUCUAAUGCAUUUUAAUAGAUUCAUGCGGGCGUGGAUGAAAUUCAUAUGGCUUCAUUACAACUCUUUUUAAAAUAACUAAGAUAGUACGCGCGCUCUGAUUGGCUGAUAGGAGUGUUUGCAUGAGAGUAUGUAAACAUGGUUGUGACGUGGAUGUUUUGCUUUUCGCGCGCUAAUCACGCAAGCGCGAAUUUGAAAAAAAGUUUUAGUGAUCAAAACUCGACAAGUUUACUAUAUUUACCCAUUCCUUCGUCGGCCGACACUUGGAAAAUCUUUACAAUCAAGCUCUGUCAACUUUUUUUCGCUUAAGCUGACAUUUUAAGCGAGAAAAAUCUGUAAUUUGGAAAGCAUCUUUUUGCAAAACAAGAACUGAUUACGCGUGCAGGACUUCGUGUACAAGACUUUUGCGACUGGUAAUUUCUCGACUGGUAUUUCUCGACAGUUGUUCAAACCCUCGACUUCGUCUCGAGUUUGCAUAACUGUCUCGAAUUCUCCCAACCCCCCUCGUGUUUAUAUCAGGCUAUGCAAACAUGGAAAACGUUUUCUGUUGCUUAAUUGACAUACAGACGUUCAUCCAAAGCCCUUGCCCCUCUCUACUCGUUAUUUUGGUACAGGGCAAUAUUGAAAGAAGAUCCUCAUUUUUAAAAAAAAGACUUGAUCACAUUAAAUAUCACAUUCAUAUGACACAGAGGAUACAUGAUAGUAGCGUAUCGAUACCCGUUAUGAGUUAAAUGGCGCGUCCCCUCCUAUACUGAAUCUCAGUUUAAUAUUUGACACAGGUGCUCAUGGAAGAACAAAUGACGGUGAGGUGUACAAGGUGAGCCGUGUAAUCAAACAUCCUCAGUUCAGUAUGCAACAUCUGCGUCACGAUGUAGCUGUGUUAAGACUGGCGCGACCAGCAAAUCUAAACAAUAAAGUUGGAACCGUCUGUCUGCCUAGGCAUGGGUCACGUGUUAAACCAGGAACAACAUGCUACGUUACAGGUAAAUUAUAUAGCGUGAGACUGACGCAUUUUUAGUUACAUGGUUAUGCACGUUAUCGUAGUACAACUUAAAAAACUAAUAUUUCCGUUCAUGGUUUACACUACAAAUCUCAUGUAAUGCUUUUCAAGAAACAUUCACGAUAAACGUUUUGCCUUAGUAUCAACUAUAGCAUUUUUUAAAAUGCAUCAUUUCUUAUUUUAAACUGAACCUUAAACAAAAGAUAGGGUAAACAUAAACUCGUGUUUUCGUGUAUUUACUGAGCCCUUUUUUUACUGUCCUCUUUUAUUUUUUGCAAAUGUAUUUUUUUCGACUUCCUCGAUAACAAAUCUACUAGGCGGCGGUUGUGAGGUAACCUCAGAGGAUAACAAGAACAACGGAAGCUGUCCUCCAUUACUAUCUGUUAUGGUUGUUAAAUCAUUAACUAAUGCCUUUUUCUUUGGCGCAUGCUUUUAGGAUGGGGAAGAAUCAAUCCAAACAACAACGCCCUCUCUCCCUACCUUAAACAAGCUGCGGCUCCAGUGGCCAGUCACAGUCAGUGCCGGCAGAGAAACGGAGGAACAGUGGACGAAAGUUCCAUGGUUUGUGUAGGGGGACGGGGUAGUAGUGUGUGUAACGGUGACAGUGGAGGGCCCUUGUCGUGUAUGGAAGGUGGCAAGUGGGUGGUUCGCGGUGCAGCUUCCUGGGUGACCAGCCGAUCAUGUCCUGGACACACUUAUUCCGUGUAUGCUCGCGUAAGCUCAUACGUGAACUGGAUCAACGGCUUCAUACAAGGUGAGUAA